AUGCUUGCCUCCAGAACAGCAUCAAGAGCUGCGGCUCGCACUCUUCGUGCACCAAUGAGACAACAAGCUAGACAAACUAGAUUUGUUUCGACGACACAGGCUGAGGGGGCAAAGGCUGGUGGUGCUUCGGGUUUUGCAGCGGGUAUUGCUGGUGGUGCUGUUGUUUUGGCCGGAUGCUACACUUACUACCAAUUCUCUGGCAUCAAACCUAUGGUCAACGCCUACAGCUCCACGAAAUCUCAAUUCCAAAAAGCAACCUCAGCAAUCUCUGAAAAGGCUCCAGAACCAAAUCAAGCCAUCAAAUGGCUUCGCAGUGCCACUUCUUCCUAUGCUGCUUUUAUCCCUGGUGCACAAUCAUUCCUUGAUAGUGCAUUUGAUGAUAUUGAGAAGGUGCAAGCGAAACAUGGCAAGGAAGUCGAUGAGAUUGUUAAUAAAACAUAUGCGGAACUGAAGGGUAUUAGUAAAAAGGGUGGAUUUGAUAUGCAAACUGCCGUGCAGGGUUACAAUGUAUUGACCAAAGCAUUGAGCGAAAUUGCCGAGUUGGGAAAAGAUAGUUUGGGGGAAAUGUUGGAUAAUCAUCCUCAAAUCAAGGAGAAGGUUGGGGGAAACCUGGAUCAGUUAAAGAGUAUGGCUGAGAACUAUGGUCCGGAUGCAAAGAAAGAGUUGGAUGAUACGUAUAAGAAGGUUUCGGAGAUUCUUGCGGGUGGAUUGGGCGUUGGCUCGAUUGACAAAGUUCGCAAGUUAAUCCAGGAGAAGAGUGAAAAGAUUCAGAAGCUGGGAGAACAAGCUUGGAAUAAGGGGAUGGAGGAGUGGAAACCUUAUUUGGAGAAGAACCCAAAGGUUAAGGAGAUUGUGGAGAAGAAUGCUGAUGCUCUUAAGUCUGGAAAUGUUAAGGAGAUUUUCGAUCAGAUUAAAAAGGCUAUUGAGUCAGGAAAUACAGAUGAUCUCCAGAAAUACAUAAAGGAUGCUGGGGAGAAGGCGAAGAAUACUGGGUUCGGACAAAAUUUUCAACAAUAUGCUCAGCAAGCUGCGACGAUGGCUGGUAUCCCUGGAUCAGAGAAGAUGUGGGAAAAAUUGCAACAUUUGCAGGAGGUAGCAAAGGAUCAUGGGGAUGAGUUGGAGGGAUUGGUUAAGAGUGCUUAUGAGGAUAUAAGCAAGGUUGUGGAGAAGAAGGUUGCAGAGGCCGAAAAAUUGAGGGGAAAGGUUGAGAAAGAUGUUAAGAAAUAA
Messenger RNA from Sclerotinia sclerotiorum 1980 UF-70, 1227 nucleotides. RefSeq lists its product as hypothetical. The transcript has 2 exons. NCBI's taxonomy places the organism in Eukaryota, Fungi, Ascomycota, Leotiomycetes, Helotiales, Sclerotiniaceae. The record is from RefSeq and is a predicted model, not a curated record. The coding region runs from base 1 to 1227 and encodes 408 amino acids.